AUGAUGCUUCUCCACUUCCUAGGCCCAUGUUUAGAAGUUAUAAACCACAAGAUGAUUGAAGCUGGGAAGGAAAAGGUUGUUCUUCAAGAUUUAGAUAUAGCAUCACUUGCACCUCGGAAGCCAGAUUGGGACCUCAAAAGGGAUGUUGCAAAAAAGUUGGAAAAGCUUGAGAGAAGAACACAAAAAGCUAUUGCUGAAUUAAUUUGGGAGAGAUUAAAGCAGGGCUCUGAUGACAAUUUGGGAGCUAUGCUUACUAUGACAGAUACAAGAAUUCCACAAGAUGAUUGA
Pieris macdunnoughi is the source of this 288-nucleotide messenger RNA. The record is from the annotation of a GenBank genome assembly. Lineage: Eukaryota; Metazoa; Arthropoda; Insecta; Lepidoptera; Pieridae.